Molecule: messenger RNA, 1787 nt
Organism: Brassicogethes aeneus
Lineage: Eukaryota; Metazoa; Arthropoda; Insecta; Coleoptera; Nitidulidae
Source: the annotation of a GenBank genome assembly
AGAAUAUGGCCGCCAAAAUUUUGUCAGUUAUGCUAUAUCAUCACACACGGUUUAUUAUCGAAAAAUAAGCAAAAGUGCAGUUAGUAAAGGUGAAAAAAGGCGUUCGUUACUUAUUUUAAGACUACUUUCAUAAUUUUAACCACACAAAAUGAAGAUUACUCUGAAAAAUCUCCAACAACAAACUUUUAUAGUUGAGUUGGAUUCUUCAAAAACCGUUAAGGAGUUGAAGAAGAAAAUCGAGGAAAUUAAAGGCAGCGAUUAUCCUUCGGACAACCAAAGGCUCAUAUAUGCAGGGAAAAUCUUGACCGACGAGAGUACUGUAGGCGAAUACAAUAUUGAUGAGAAGAAAUUCAUUGUUGUUAUGGUCACAAAGCCAAAGGCAGCUGAACAAACAUCCGUAGGUGAUAGUGGUUCGUCGACUACAGUUGAAAGCACUCCGGCGGCAGUGGCGGCGGCCGCCCCCGCGGUGGCGGCGGCACCGACUCCGGCCCCCGCCGCGCCCGCCCCCGCCGUCCCCGCCGCCGUUCCCGUCACCCCCUCGCAAGUCAGCGGCGGGCUGACGGGCGAGACGACUCUCCUGCUGGGCGAGGAGUACGAGGCGAUGGUGAGGAACAUCACCGACAUGGGCUAUCCCAGGGAUCAGGUCAUGUCGGCCUUGAGGGCGAGCUUCAACAACCCCGACAGGGCCGUGGAGUACCUGAUCAACGGGAUCCCGAACAUCGAGGAUGCCGAGGCGGUGACCGAAUCGGCGGACAUGUCCGACGUGGACGAGCGGCAGUCGGACGCCGAGGACCCGCUGGCGUUCCUGCGCACGCAGCCGCAGUUCCAGCAGAUGCGCAACGUGAUCCAGCAGAACCCGCAGCUGCUGAACGCGGUGCUGCAGCAGAUCGGCCAGACGAAUCCGGCGCUGCUGCAGCUGAUCUCGCAGAACCAGGAGUCGUUCGUCAGGAUGCUCAACGAGCCGACGCCGGGCGCCCCGCCCAGCGCCACGCCCGGCGCUCUGCCGACAGGUGGCGCUUCACUGGGGCUGCCGCAGGCCGUAGGCGGGCAGCCGCAGAUCCAGGUGACGCCGCAAGACAAGGACGCGAUCGAUCGCCUCAAAGCGCUGGGAUUCCCCGAGCACCUCGUCGUCCAAGCCUACUUCGCGUGCGAGAAGAACGAAAAUUUGGCGGCCAACUUCCUCUUAUCGCAGAACUACGACGAAUAAGUUAAGUGCGCGCUUACUAUGAUUCAUUACGAUACCGUUAAGGUCCGUACGCACGAACGUUUAUUUUUUUUAAUGUCGGCGAUUUUAUUUCGCGCGUUUUCAAUUAAUAAAUUAAAUAAACGUUUGCGAAUAUGGCAACUUAGUUUUUCUUUUAUUUCCCCCAUUCGUCGUUUUUUUAUAAUUGUAUCUAUUAUGUUUUUAUACUAAAUAAAAUGAGACCCCCACCCCCCCUUCCACAUUUCUAUAGUUAUAUAUAUAGCUGUACAUACGCGCGAAUUUCCAAAUUUAUCACUUAUUAUUAUUAUUAUUAUAAAUAAUUAAAUAUUAUUAGGUGAUUCGUUUAAAUAUUUUUUCCAGUUUUUUUUUUCAACAAAUAAUACGGCUUUGCUAUUUUGAUUUGUAAUGUAAUAUAUAAUAGUCAUUAUAUGCAUUAUUUAAACGUCUGGUUUAUUUAUUUGACAGUUCUAAACUGUGUUUGGCUUUUGUUUAUUGUAAUUCUUUAAGGUUAGAAUUAUUAUAUAAAAUAAAAACAGUGCAAUGUUUUUCAUUUGUUAUUUUUCAACCCGAACGUUUUAAUUAA